UUUUUUUUGGGUUUUUGAGUAGGAUGGAUAAAGGUGGUUGGAUGCACCCUCAAGGCUAGGGUGAUGUCGUUCUAACGGAUGCUAACGAUUGGAGGACAGAGCUUUCAGCUGAUCUUAGGCAGAGGAUUGUGAAUAAGAUCAUGGAUAACGAUUGGAGGACAGAGCUUUCAGCUGAUUCUAGGCAGAGGAUUGUGAAUAAGAUAUUGGAUACUCUUAAGAGGCACUUUCCAGCAGGUGAUCCCGUUGGACUCUCUGUACUCACGACAGUUGCUGCACUUUUCGAAGAGAAGAUCUUUACAAGUGCUGAGAACCAGGCAGAUUAUUUGAGGAAAAUAUCUCUAAAGAUGCUCACUAUGGAGACAAAAUCUGCCAUGUGGAAUUCAACGGCAUCAAACCCUACUCGAGAAAAACGAAAAUUUGCAAGAUCAAGCAUGGAUAACGGUGGUUGGAUGCCUGCUCAAGACGAGGGUAAUCUAGUUCUAUCAGAUGCUAACGAUUGGAGGACAGAGCUGUCAGCUGAUUCUAGGCAGAGGAUUGUGAAUAUGAUGUGA
Molecule: messenger RNA, 551 nt
Organism: Amborella trichopoda
Lineage: Eukaryota; Viridiplantae; Streptophyta; Magnoliopsida; Amborellales; Amborellaceae
Source: RefSeq, a predicted model, not a curated record